Messenger RNA from Didymodactylos carnosus, 501 nucleotides. The record is from the annotation of a GenBank genome assembly. NCBI's taxonomy places the organism in Eukaryota, Metazoa, Rotifera, Eurotatoria, Philodinida, Philodinidae.
AUGGUCGUAACGCGUUCACGUUCAGCUACUACACAUUUGCAGCAGCAGCCAUCACAGAUGCUAUUAACAGCAACUUCGAACACGUCUCCAUCAUUACAGCAACCACGGAUACCAAUGUUUAAUUACACGUCACUAACUCCACGAAUGCAUAAUUUUGAUUCAGAAGAUGUUGAAAAUUUGAAUGAAUGUGUCGAAGAAAAACAUACAGCUUCUGCUAAUCAAUCAUCUGCGGAAGAACCAGAAUCAUGGCCAGUUCCAAUUGAUAAAAUUAAAGAACGUACCGUGACAGAACCAACAAGUGUCGUAGCCAUUAUAGAACAAGAAUAUGCUAAAGCAAAUUUGGCCAAAGAUGAACAGUAUCAAUUGUUGUUGCCAUCUGCACAAGUUAGUUUAGCGUUGACAAUGCAUAAAUUACAUGCAAGCCAAGUUCCACCGAAUCCAGAUGAUCAGUUACUCGACGUGCUAGCACUCUUUAAACUAUGCCAUUGUUUUGGUGUCUAA